AUGGAGUCUAUCGCGCGGCAAUCCGCUAAACUUUGUCCAUUUGUGCACAGCGUGACGACCUCUGUGCAUUCCGUGAAGUCUUUGGGGCAGGCCAACUUGCCUGCGAUGGCGAAGCAAUGCCCUUUCAUGGGGAGGGCAAUGCGCACCGCCAAUUAUGCUACUUCUGCGUCGCCUGCGACUGCCAAUUCUACCAGAAGCAGUCUGCGUGAGGAUGAGAGCGCUUUUGUUGAUCAUGCUACAGCUGAGUCGGCUUUCGACUACGACGGUUUGUUUGAGCACGAGCUUCAGAAGAAAAGGGUGGACAAGUCUUACCGCUUUUUCAACAACAUCAACCGGUUGGCUAAGGAGUUCCCAUUAGCACACCGCCAGUUGGAAGAUGAUAAGGUCACUGUUUGGUGUUCUAACGACUAUUUAGCUCUUUCUAAAAAUCAAGAAGUGGUCGACGUGAUGAAAAAAACUCUGGAUAAGUACGGAGCUGGUGCCGGCGGUACAAGGAACAUUGCGGGUCACAAUAAGCAUGCGUUGAAAUUGGAAGCCGAAAUCGCUGCUUUGCACAAGAAAGAAGGUGCGUUGGUGUUUUCUUCCUGUUUUGUUGCCAACGACGCUGUCAUUUCGCUUCUUGGUCAGAAGAUCAAAGACUUAGUGAUCUUCUCCGAUGAGCUUAACCAUGCUUCCAUGAUUACUGGUAUUAAACAUGCCUCCACCACGAAACACAUUUUCAAGCACAACGAUUUGAGCCACUUGGAAGAGUUGUUGGCUAUGUACCCUAGAUCCCAACCAAAGUUGAUUGCCUUCGAAUCCGUCUACUCUAUGUCUGGUUCUGUGGCCGACAUUGAGAAAAUUUGUGAUUUGGCUGACAAGUACGGUGCGUUGACGUUUUUGGACGAAGUCCACGCAGUAGGUUUGUACGGUCCACAUGGUGCUGGUGUCGCUGAGCAUUGUAACUUCGAGGCUCAUCGCAAGUCUGGUAUUGCGUCGCCUCAGGAAAGAACUGUCAUGGACCGUGUAGACAUGAUCACUGGUACCUUGGGUAAGUCUUUUGGUACAGUGGGUGGUUACGUUGCUGGGUCCUUGAGAUUGAUUGACUGGUUAAGAUCCUAUGCUCCAGGCUUCAUUUUCACAACGUGUCUACCUCCUUCUGUGAUGGCCGGUGCAGCGGAAGCCAUUAGAUACCAACGCUCCCACUUGGAUUUGAGACAAGCGCAACAAAGACAUACUUCUUACGUGAAGGACGGUCUUGCUGACCUAGGCAUCCCCGUUAUCCCCAACCCAUCUCACAUUGUACCUGUCCUUAUUGGCAAUCCUGAUUUGGCUCGCCAGGCAUCAGAUAUUUUGAUGGACAAACACCGCAUUUAUGUCCAAGCUAUCAAUUUCCCCACUGUUGCAAGAGGUACCGAAAGAUUGAGAAUCACUCCUACUCCGGGCCACACUAAUGAUUUAUCUGACAUUCUCCUAGACGCGGUUGACGACGUGUUCAACACUCUACAAUUGCCAAGAGUCAAGGACUGGCAAAAUCAAGGUGGCUUACUCGGAAUUGGUCAACCAGACUUUGUGCCAGAGCCAAACUUGUGGACCAGCGACCAAUUGUCUUAUAAAAACGAUGAUCUACAUCCCAACGUCAAAGAACCAAUUAUUGACCAAUUGGAAGUUUCGUCGGGUAUCAAGUACUAA
Messenger RNA from Lachancea fermentati, 1671 nucleotides. NCBI's taxonomy places the organism in Eukaryota, Fungi, Ascomycota, Saccharomycetes, Saccharomycetales, Saccharomycetaceae. The record is from the annotation of a GenBank genome assembly.